AUCAUUCUGGGAAAAAGGUUGGGAAAUGGAAUAUUAUUUUGGAAGAAAAUAGAUUGAUGUAAUUUUUCAUAAAUAGCUUUUAAGAGGAGGAGGGUAAUAUGAUGAUUAAGGAAACCAAAAUGAUAAUUGGAUUUGCAUUGAUGAUGAUUGGAUGAAGUCGAUAUUUUGCUAUAUAUUUAAAUUAGAUAUGAAAGAGAAAUCACAUGUAAUGGUAACUUCAAAAAUGGAAUUAAAAUUGGGAAAUGGAACAUAAUUUUGGAAGAAACUUUAAUAAUGUAGUAUAUUCACAUUAAUAAAGCAGUGGAGGAUCAUUUGAUGAAAGCGGAUUCAAGCAUGGAGAUUGGGUUUGUGUUCACAAUGAUUGGAAUAAGUGAAUUAAUUAAAUUAAUAAAAUAGGUUGUCUAGGGAGGUCAAUUUAAAGGGGUAGUUUGUAAAAGGUUAAAAAAUUGCCAUAUGGAAUAUUAUUGAAGGGAAUACAGUUUUGUAUAAUUUACAAUAUAUCUUAAUUUAGAGGAGGAGGAGAAUUUGAUGAAAAUGGAAGGAAAAAUGGUAAAUGGGUUGAACUAUGCGAUGAUUGGAGAAAGUAUUAUUAAAAUUGAGGCUUUAACAUUUGAAUUGGUAAAAUAGGAACGUAAAAUUUACUGGCUAGUAUAAAAAUGGAAUAAAAAUUGGAAAGUGUAACAUUUUUGUUAAUGAAGAAGCAAAUGAUAGACUUCUGUAUAAAUAUUACAUAACUUAAAGUGGUGGAGGUGAAUUCGAUGAUUAUGGCAUGAAAGAAAAAAUAUGGGUGGAGCUAUGCAAGGAUUGGAUGGAGUAAUUAUAAUCAACAAUAAAUAGCAUAAAAUAAAUUAAUGGAGAGUAUAAAAAAAGUAAAAAAUUUGGUAAAUGUGAUAUUAUUGAGAAUGGUAAUUUAUUUAUGUAAAUUCUCUUAUUUAUGAUAAAUUUUAUAGUGGUAGUGGAUCUUAUAAAUUAAAAUGGUAUGAAGGAUGGCAAAUGGAUUGAAUUGUGCAACGAUUGGUGUAGUAGCAGUGGAUUUUUUUUAAAAAUAGUCACUU
Messenger RNA from Paramecium octaurelia, 1055 nucleotides. NCBI's taxonomy places the organism in Eukaryota, Ciliophora, Oligohymenophorea, Peniculida, Parameciidae. The record is from the annotation of a GenBank genome assembly.